AAUUCAACUAAUAAUAAAAAAUCCAUUUAUUUUCAAUGUCAUCCCUAAGAAAAUCAUUUAUGUGGUAAUAAUUUUCACUAAUAAGAUUACCUUUUAGGUUUUUUUUUAAAUUAAAAUCAUCUAAGUCUCUUAAUUUCUUCGGUAGUUUAUUAAAUAUCCUAACGCUCAUACCUAGUAUACUAUUAUUCUUUAAUGUAGUUUUGGUUUUUGGAAAACAUAGCUUAUCGUCGCGUCGAUUUCUGUUUGCCACAUUAGACAUCUUAGUGAAUCUAUUGGGACAAGUUUUAACAAAAGAUGCAACUUCGUAUAUAUAUAGACAAGGAAGGGUAAAAAGUUUAUGCUUUGCAAAAUAUGGCUUGCAGCUGUCGGCUAUUGCCAAUCCAAACAUAGACCUUAAACACCUUUUUUGUGCCUUAAAAACUUGAUCUUUUUGCGUUGAGUUUCCCCAGAAAAUUAUUCCAUAUCUUAGACAGGAUUCAACUACACCACAUUCCGAUAGAGGCACCCGUCACGUGCGGACGUGCUCAUCGUCCACUCGAUCGCCCGGUCUUUGUUCGCCCGGCUUUUGUUAGCCCGGCCAUUGUUCGCGCGGCCUGUGUUUGUGGUACAUCUGCCGACUAAGUGCUCUUUCUGGAAGUUUUUAUUUGUUUUGUUUCCUUUUGUUGUUUCUGUGUUCGUGGUACAUCUGCCGACAAAGUGGUUUCCUGCAAGUAUUUAUUUGUUUUGUUUCUUUUCGUAAUUUCUGUUUUGUUGUGCUUUUUCUUUGUCCUGUAGUAAUCGCGCCGCAUUGCCACCUGUGUUCAAUAGAACCGCUCAGGUCCGAGAAGUUGGGGCCUCGCCGCAAGGCGAGUGUUUUCAAGACCCGGGGCCGCCCCACCUGGGUACUCAGCGAUCAUGGACGCUGUAUUCGCGGAAUUCCUCCGACUUCGCCACCCACAGCUCGCCUCGGAGUUUUUGGCCUUCAAGGCCAAUCACACUGCGAGCCCUCUCGAGGACUCCGCCGCGCUCGCUGCUCCUGCGUCGCCUGUACCUGCGUGCAGAGCUUCUGCAUUGAGCACCGCAGCCUCUGUCGUGCCUGCCGCUCCCGUGUCGCCUAUACUGGCGAGAAAAGCUGCUGCGUCGUCCGCCGUGACCAUCGUUUCAGCUGAGCGAUCAUCCGCGGCCUCCGUCGCGCCCUCUAAAACACCUACACUUGCUCGUAGGUCGCCUGCACCCGCCUCCUCGUGCUCCGACUCUGACUCGGACAUGGAGGUCGACCUCGCCCCCGCCUCAUCGACGGAUGGAUUCACCCUGUGUUUCGCGAUCGCAAGUGUAAUCGUGAACAUGAUGUCGUAUGGCAUGUGUAUCGGGUUUAACGCAUCACUCUUCUCAGAACUGAAGAAGACCGGAGAGAUACCCCUGGACAGGGAUUCAGAAUCUUGGUUGGCAUCACUCAUUGGAAUAACAACGCUUAUUGGAGCGCUACUCACAUCAUUUAUCAUAGACAGCAUCGGCCGAAGACCAGCAGUUAUUACCAGCUCGGUCCUCAUGGUCAGCGGGUGGAUCUCAUUUAGCUUAGCUUCAUCACUUUCUAUUUUAUUGGUAGCGAAAAUUUUUCAAGGAAUGUCCAUUGGUCUUGGCACAACAAUGGGAGGAGUUUUGAUUGCAGAAUACAGCAGUCCGAAAUACAGAGGGUCUUUCACGGCCACAAUCCAAACUGCUAUGCUAUCAGGGAGUCUAAUUGCUCAUUCGUUUGGAUUGUUUUACAACUGGCAUCAAAUUUCAACAAUACUAGUGUUUUUCGCUCUACUUGGAUUGUUGAUAGCUGUUUUUUCACCUGAAUCCCCAAGUUUCUUGGCAACUAAAGGACGUUAUGAUGAUUGCAGAAAAGUUUUUCGCUGGUUAAGAGGUCCAAAUGAAGAAGAUGAACUCGAAAAUAUGAUUAACACUGAUAUGGUAGUUAAAGAAACUAAAAAGGGUCGUCGAAAAAAGACUACGUCUAAAAUAAUACAAAAAAAAUUGACGUACGUUAUCACUUCAUUCAAAAAGCGAGAAUUUCACAUUCCAGUAUUUAUAGUUAUUCACCUAAAUGCUGUAAAUCAAUUCUGUGGUUCUCUCAUCCACGAUAUAUAUGCAUUUGACAUCCACAAAGCUUUAUAUGGUACCGAUAUCUACAUGUUUAAAGUGAUUGCAUCUCUGGACAUCCAAAGAAUUUUAUCAACAGUUCUAACGGUUUACUUAACGAGUAGAGUACGGAGGCGUCCAUUAUUAUUCACAUUAGUUGGAUUGAAUAUAUUGGCGUAUAUCUGUGAGGCGGGAUACAUAUACGCCAGACGUCAUAGUAUACUUCCCUUUGACCACAUGGCUAUAGGAGUAUUUCUACAUCAUUUCCAUUAUUUCACCAACGGAGCUGGCUCCAUGUCCUUGCCAACUAUAAUUAGUUGCGAAUUAUUUCCAACAGCAGACAAAGGAUUCUGUGGACUGAUUUGUAGUAUGGUAUUCUCAAUGUUCAUGUUUGCGAAUAUCAAAAGUGCACCGUAUUUAUUCGCCCUCGUGGGUGUAGAAGGAACAUUUUGUGCUUACGCUCUCUUACUACUUUACUGUCAGGUAAUGUUGUUUUAUAUAUUGCCAGAAACUAAAGAUAAGACCCUCCAAGAAAUCGAAGAUAAAAUUAGAGGAUUUUCUUUUGCUGAUCGUGUUGAAACUUUGAAAACAGAGGAAGAUGAGCUUUUGAGUUGAUGAUAAAAUGAUAAGGAAUCAAGAUAGACCAACAUAUAUCACUACAGGAACGAUAUGUUUCGGUUAUAUUCAAAGAAGAUGAUUAAAGUUAUUAGCUGUUUGAGACAAUAAUCCUGGAAAAUAGUGGCAACCAUCUACUCAUAAGGCAGUUGUUCUUAGAUUUUUUUUGUAUUUACAACCAACUAUUCCACGUCAAGUUACGGCCCGUCAUAGUUUAUUACAGUUUAUUAGACUGAUAUAUUAAGGAUCAUAGAGUGAAACAAGAAAUUCUUUACUCUACUAAAAUUUUCUAAUUUUAACGCGGUCGAAAGAACGUGGUAUAUCAUCUAGGACUCAUGAGUAAUAAUAACAAUAAUGUUACGUCGCUAAGCGUAACGCCAUCUAUCGUCGAAUAGCAGAAACGAACAUCAAAAGAACUGGCAAAAUCGAGAACGUUCGAGAAGUACAGCACCAUCUAUUAUUAAAUAGCGGAAACCUCGAUCGGGCUCAAACCCUAGCAAGAGCAGUGCUUCGCAGAAUCUACCACCGGAUCGGAAACACCAGCCACUGAUACGGCGAGAAACUCAGUGGGCUGUGCCUGUGGGUUAAUACGCUCGUCGACUCCUUCGUCGCAAGCGACGGAUUCGACAAGGACGGUGACCGGUGCUUGUGGUACCUAAAAACACCGUUAAUGGAUCGGGAGGAUCCGUAAUGAAGCGUUUUGGGCGAAGUCGACUAUUUACCAUUCGGUCUACAGGAUCGGGUAUGUAAUUCCCAGCGACCACGACAAGAGGGUUCUCAUGUCGUGCCGCCUUCUGAAAGUGGCGAAACUACUCGACCGGUCAGGAAUGUUAUCGAUAACUCUAGGUAUGUCGUAUCGAUUAUAAAAGCGUUGCAGAGACGACACGAAGGCAGUUAGUAAUCGGAACUACUCGAAGCGAAACAGCAAACGGAUCACCUGAAGCGAAGCGGAAGAAGCGAAUUAGGAAUUUUAAAGUGCUCUGUAAGUAUUGUAAGUUAAAUAGAGUUUUGAUUUGUACUUCGGUGGAUAUUUUAUUUAUCCCGAACCCCAACGCGUAACAAUACGUUCUAUAUCGUACACAACUUCUGUAAUUUACUGUCCGUCAAUAGUAGAAAACUUUUUUCAUAUUACAAUAUUUAAGAUAAGACCAUCUUCCGAAACAGCGUUGAUAAAAUAAUUAUUAAUAAAGCAAAAAAUAGGGAUUGUUUUAUUUGUAAAAAUGUACACUUUUUGUUUUAUUUCUUGGAUGGGUGGACGAGCUCACGGCCCACCUGAUGUUAAGUAGCUCCCAGAGCCCAUAGAUAUCUACAACGUAAUUGCCGCCACCCACCUUCUGAGGUCUAAGGUCUCCGUUUUUUACAGUACAACGGCUGCCCCACCCUAAAAACCGAAUCGCAUUACUAAUUCUCUGCAGAAAUAGACACCUAGAAAUAGACUCAUAAGAUGUCCUACCACCACUUAUUAUGUAAAUUUUUUUAUUGCUUAGUUUGGUGGACGAGAUCACAGCCCACCUAGUGUUAAGUGGUUACUGAAGCCCAUAGACAUCCACAACGUAAAUGCGCCACCCACCUUGUGAUAUAAGUUCUAAGGUCUCAAGUAUAGUUACAACGGCUGCCCCACCCUUCAAACCGAAACGCAUUACUGCUUCACGGCAGAAAUAAACAGGGCGGUGGUACCUACCCGCGCGGACUCACAGGAGGUCCUACCACCAGUAAUUACGCAAAUUAUAAUUUUGCGGGUUCGAUUUUUAUUACACGAUGUUAUUCCUUCACCGUGGAAGUCAAUCGUGAACAUUUGUUAAGUAAAUAUUUCAUUACAAAAAUUGGUACCCGCCUGCGAGCUUCGAACACCGGUGCAUCGCUCAACACGAAUGCACCGGACGUCUUAUCCAUUAGGUCACGACGACUUCAAUACAUAUCAGACCAUACACAUCAGAUGGGUUUGAUAUGUAAUUAGCGGCGGCCACGAUAAGAGGAUUAUCGCGUCGCGCCACUUUUUCAAAGUAGUGUCCUUUAGAUACUUACGCAUCGGUUCUAAAUUUAAAUCGUCGUGAAGACUGACAUUCCUCACGUACUAUGGUGCUCCGACGGCUAUCCUGCAAAACGGGAUUGGAUGACCUGUAGAAAUCUUAUGUGCAUGCGGACCGCGUGAUCAAAUACUACACUUGCAUAGGUCAUGACGGAACGUUUGCAAGUUUUGUCGAGUGUCCCUUGCUACGAAGAACAAUUUAGUUCGCCUGCGAAUUAUCGCAUAAAAGGAUGAUAUUAAGUCUGCCGCUAUGCAAAAAAUAAAGCUCAAUACACGGUUUGAUGAGCACGCUGUAUACAACAAAUGCAAAAUUACUUUACGUAAUAAUAUGAAAUGAACAUUAAGCGGAUGCAUACAAGAUUUACACAACUGUCUCAGAAUAAUAAAAUAACUCGUAUUACGCACAUCAUGUAAAGUAAAUUCAUUUAGAGCAGACAUCGAUCGACCAGGUUAUUAACUAGGUGUCAAAUCAGUAAUAGUCAUCGUGCGAAAAUGUGCCGUAUAAGACGAUGGAAAACGCCGUUUUUAAAACAGGUACCUAACGCUUUUUUUUAAUGUCCUUGUAUUAAGACGAGUAUACGGCCCAUCUUUGUGCUCAGAGGAAUUGUUUGAGAUGAUAUCAUCAUAUCGUUUUUACCAUCGCACCGCCUCGCCACCGGAAUAGAGAUCAUCCAUACUACCUGGAGCCAUUGCGUUCAUCCACAAUGCGUUUCCAAAGAUAUUUUCGCCACUUUCGGCUUUGGAUUUUUUUUAAUUUUUUUUAUUGCUUUGAUGGAUGGACCUGAUGUGAAGUGGUUACUGGAGCCCAUAGACAUCUACAACGUAAAUGCGCCACCCACCUCGAGAUAUAAGUUCUAAGGUCUCAGUAUAGUUACAACGGCUACCCCACCCUUCGAACCGAAACGCAUUACUGCUUCACGGCGGAAAUAGGCGGGGUGGUGGUACCUACCCGUGUGGACUCCCAAGAGGUCCUACCACCAAUAAUUACGCAAAUUAUAAUUUUGCGGGUUUCAUUUUUAUUACACGAUGUUGUUCCUUCACCGUGGAAGUCAAUCGUUAACAUUUAUUGAGUACGUAUUUCAUUAGAAAAAUUGGCACCCGCCUGCGGGAUUCGAACACCGGUGCAUCGCUCAACACGAAUGCACCGGACGUCUUAUCCAUUAGGUCACGACGACUUCAAUACAUAUCAGACCAUACACAUCAGAUGGGUUUGAUAUGUAAUUAGCGGCGGCCACGAUAAGAGGAUUAUCGCGUCGCGCCACUUUUUCAAAGUAGUGUCCUUUAGAUACUUACGAAUCGGUUCUAAAUUUAAAUCGUCGUGAACA
Messenger RNA from Bombyx mori (domestic silkworm), 6072 nucleotides. RefSeq lists its product as uncharacterized. Bases 895 to 2718 code for a protein of 607 amino acids. Gene Ontology annotation, cellular component: membrane. Gene Ontology annotation, biological process: transmembrane transport. Gene Ontology annotation, molecular function: transmembrane transporter activity. The transcript has 3 exons. NCBI's taxonomy places the organism in Eukaryota, Metazoa, Arthropoda, Insecta, Lepidoptera, Bombycidae. The record is from RefSeq and is a predicted model, not a curated record.